UUGAACAGAUGUGUUCCAUGGUGCUCACGUAUCCCUGUACAAGAAUGUAGUUAACGGGAAUAAGGGACAAGAAAUGUAAAGAUAGAUCACUUUGCAUGGGAUAGACUCAACAAUACAAUGGUAAUGGCACAUAGAAGUUGUAAUUUCAAAGACAACUGCAAAGGACUGACACGUUAAUCCAAAAUGUACUCUUUUUAGCACAUAUUUUGUACGAUCCGGUUUGUAGGAGUGAAGGAUCCCUUGAAAAGAAAAGUCAACACUGGACUACGAUGAUGUUAGCACGGCUGCUCUUACUAUUUUGUCUGAGUGUGGUGAAACCUGAAUUCCCCGGAGCUCUGGGUGGAUCCCUAACCCUGAGCGCAUCCAAAACUUUUGUGUGGGGUCCUGGACUGGAGCCGAAUGUGGUCUUGCCUGCCCGGUUCUUCUACAUCCAGGCGGUGGACAGCAGGGGGGAAAAUUUGACGGCUUCCCCCGGUGAGAAGACCUUUGAGGUGAACAUCGUGUCUCCUUCUGAACCAUUCACCAGGAUCUGGGUCCAGGUUCUGGAUCGUCAGGAUGGGUCGUUUCUGGUUCGAUACAGAAUGUAUGCCACCUACACAGACCUCCACAUCCACAUUGUGUACAAGGACAAGCCUGUCGCCAAGUCACCAUACAUCCUCAAAGGUCCAGUCUACCAUGAGGCCUGUAACUGUCCCCAGUCAAGUGGAGCUCUGUGGGUAAAAGACAUGCAGUGCCCUGAGUCAUUUGCUCAGAUCGACAAAGACCUGUCUAUGUUUAAGAGUGUGGACCUCGACCUGAUCGCCAAGGAGAUUCCACUGAGGUUUGGACAGAGACAGAGCCUGUGCCACUACACCAUCAAGGACAACAAGGUCUAUGUCAAAACGUUUGGGGAACAUGUUGGAUUUCGGAUUUUUAUGGAUGCAAUUCUUCUGUCACUGACCAGAAAGGUACAACUUCCUGAUAUUGAGUUUUUUGUAAAUCUUGGGGACUGGCCGUUGGAGAAGAGAAAAACCACAGACAAAAUUCAUCCAAUCUUCUCCUGGUGUGGUUCUAACAACACAAGAGAUAUUGUAAUGCCGACAUAUGACCUGACAGAGUCUGUGCUAGAGACCAUGGGGAGAGUGAGCCUGGACAUGCUGUCAGUGCAGGCGAACACCGGCCCCCCAUGGCCUCAGAAAAACUCCACAGCAUUUUGGAGGGGGCGAGACAGUCGUCAGGAGCGAUUGGAGCUGGUCAAACUGUCCAGAGCCCACCCUGCUCUGAUUGACGCUGCCUUCACCAACUUUUUCUUCUUCAAACAUAAUGAAAGCCUCUAUGGACCUCUUGUCAAACAUGUCUCCUUCUUUGACUUUUUCAAGUACAAAUACCAGAUAAACAUUGACGGCACUGUGGCGGCUUAUCGGAUGCCUUACCUGUUGGCUGGGGACAGUGUGGUGCUCAAGCAGGACUCUGGAUACUAUGAGCACUUCUACAGCCAACUGCAGCCCUGGGAGCACUACAUCCCCAUCAGAGCUGACCUGACCGACCUCCUGGAGAAGAUCCAAUGGGCUAAAGACCACGAUGAACAGGCUAGAAGUAUUGCACAAAAAGGGCAGCAGUUCGCCCGAAGUCACCUUAUGGGAGACAUGAUAUUUUGUUACUACUAUAAACUGUUUCAGAAAUAUGCAGCACUUCAGCUCACAGAGCCACAAGUGCGUAUAGGCAUGGAGCUUGUGGAGCAUUCCACUGAUGACCUGUUUCCUUGUAACUGUCAGAGGACUAGAUCAAAAACAGAGGCAAAAGAUGCAAAGCCAAAGGAUGAACUUUGAUGGACUUGAUGCACCAAAAAAAUGUUAAUGUUUUUGCAGACACCAAAAAAAUGUACCAAAAUACACUUAAUUUGUAUGUGAAUUUAUGUAAUUAUGUUGGAUUUUUACAUUAAAAUAUUUUACACCUAUUGC
This is a messenger RNA of Periophthalmus magnuspinnatus, 1940 nucleotides long. RefSeq names its product protein O-glucosyltransferase 2 (gene poglut2). Bases 270 to 1808 code for a protein of 512 amino acids. Lineage: Eukaryota; Metazoa; Chordata; Actinopteri; Gobiiformes; Gobiidae. Gene Ontology annotation, molecular function: glucosyltransferase activity; protein binding. The record is from RefSeq and is a predicted model, not a curated record. Gene Ontology annotation, cellular component: endomembrane system. The transcript has 10 exons.